Messenger RNA from Apis cerana (Asiatic honeybee), 7086 nucleotides. RefSeq names its product SREBP cleavage activating protein (gene SCAP). Gene Ontology annotation, molecular function: sterol binding; protein binding. NCBI's taxonomy places the organism in Eukaryota, Metazoa, Arthropoda, Insecta, Hymenoptera, Apidae. The record is from RefSeq and is a predicted model, not a curated record. Gene Ontology annotation, biological process: regulation of cholesterol biosynthetic process; SREBP signaling pathway. Gene Ontology annotation, cellular component: Golgi membrane; endoplasmic reticulum membrane; SREBP-SCAP complex.
AAUAAAAAAUAUAUAUUUAAUAAUUUUAUUAUAUACAAUUCAAUAUAUACAUAUAUAUUCAAUAUGUCAUACAUAUUUGAAUCAUUCAUUAAAUUGGCGAAUCUAAUUGAUUUAAUUUUAAUGGAUUUAUCAAAUUUUUUAGCACGUGCGUAGCAAAGACAGGAGAGCGACGACUGGCUGCAUAAUAUUAAUACACCUGCGAUUGGUCGCAAGUUGGAGGCUCGACUAAAUCAUUUAAAAAUAAAUUAGCACUCAGUGCAGUAUCGUGCGGGUUAAAUUGAAACCGGCCAGUGCACUCGAGAAAUUUACGCCGGUCGUUCGGGUUACAUACUCGUGUCGUUUGAAGUCGUUUCUUGACCACUAACGCUUGUGCUCAUAUCCGUGCUCGUUUAUUCAAGGAAUGACGCGCGAUUCGAAGCACGUGUGACCGAUUCGUGUAUUUUAUGCUGUAUUACAAAAUCAAUUGCUGUAUUAUCUACGCAUAAACGUGCAGACGAUAGAUCGAACUUAACCUCAAAGUCGAACGGACUCAUUUAUUUCUUCACUUAGGAUUAUACUUAGGGGUGUAUAAUUCUUUUUAUUUUAUUCAAAAUUAACGUGCUGAAAUAUAUCUUAGAUUAUACAGUAUCAAUGUGUUUUUUAUUGUAUGUAAAUUAUUUUUGAGUGCAUUUUUUGAAACCUCAUUUAUGACGAUGUUAAUAAUUUUAAAAAAAUCUUGACAAUGUUUAUUUAACAGUGAUUGUGACAAAAAGAAUUGGUUCACUUGUUGCUAUGUUGUUCAUUAAUCCCAGAAUGCAAAGUGAGAAGAAAAUAGAUCUGAAAGAAAUGAUAUAAUUAGUAUGGUAGGCAUACGUUAAAUGUUACCAAAAUAUAUAUGAUUUAAGACAUGUUAGUGAAACAGUCUCGAAAUGUUUCGUAGUUUACCAGAUAGAGUGGCAGGGCUAUAUUAUGCCCAUGGCCUGUUUUGCUCAUCUCAUCCUAUUGCAGUCAUUUCAUUGGCAGUUUCAAUUAUAUUGCUAUGCUGCUAUCCUUUGGUUAAUUUACCAAUGCCUGGCAAUACACCACGAACUAUAAUCAAUCAUACCAUUGUACCUGAAAACAAUACAGAAAAUUCUGUGUUUUAUGUACAACAAGUGAUAUUAAGAGUUGGAGUUGUACCAUGGACAGAGGAGUUAACAUUGAUGGAUGCUUUUAGAGGUCCACUUUAUGAAGUUUUUAAUCUUUUAGAGAUUAUACAGAAUUAUCAACAUCCAAAAACAUUAAAAACACUUGAUCAAGUAUGUUUACAUAUUGAAGCAGUUAAAAAAAGAAAUGGAAAAAAGUCAGAAGUUUUGCCAGAAUAUAACUGUCUUGUUCUUUCUCCUGCAAAUUUAUGGCAACGAAGUAUUGAACUUUAUGCACAAGAUACAAAUCUUAUAAAUACUAUAUAUUCCUAUCAGAAUCUACAAAAAGGUAAAAUUAGUUUAGCAGAGAUAAUGUUUGGUAUGAAUCUUAAAGAAACAGGAAUAAAAAGAUAUCCAAUGCGAAUUAGACAAAGAAUUUUACAAUAUGCAGUAACUAUUUAUUUAAAAAACUAUGAUCCUGAAUUUAUAAAAGGAUUACAAUAUAGAUUAAAAAAUUAUUAUCAUCUUCAUCAAGUAGAAAAUGAAAAUACUACCAAUAUUUCAACAGAUGAAACAUUACAUAUCUUUUAUCCUGGUGAAUUUAAUUACAGUGAUUUUUUUCCAUUGAUGAUGACAUUUUUUGCUUUGUUUUUUUAUAUUUAUUUCUCUGUGCGAAAAAUAGAAUUAGUGAAAUCCAAAGUUGGAAUAGCAUUUGGUGCAACUGUAACAGUGAUAGGUUCACUGUCUAUGACUGUGGGUGUAUGCUUUUUUUUUGGCUUAACUUUAAGUCUGAGUGGAAAAGAAGUGUUUCCCUAUUUAGUGAUUAUCGUAGGAUUAGAAAAUGUAUUGGUGUUAACCAAAAGUGUAGUGAGUACUCCAGCACAUUUGGAUGUAAAAAUACGUGUUGCUCAAGCUUUGUCCAAAGAAGGUUGGUCCAUCACCAAAAAUCUACUUACAGAAGUAACAAUCUUAACAAUAGGAUUGUUCACUUUUGUGCCAGCCAUACAAGAGUUUUGUAUAUUUGCUAUUGUGGGACUGGUCAAUGAUUUUUUUCUUCAAAUGGUUUUUUUUUCCACAAUUCUUGCUAUUGAUAUCAAACGAACUGAGCUUUCUAGUGAAACAUCUAAAUUUCAUUUUCCAAAUAUACCAACCACACGUAAACAGCAAUUUACAACAACAAUAACAAAUAGAAAACCGAAUAUUUUUCGAUCAAAAUCUCAUCCAAGAUUAAAUGGUUUGUCUAAUGGUCCGACAACUGUCAUAGCUCCAAAUACACAGAACACUCAUACAUUAGCUAAAAUUCCAAAGCGAUUACGCCUAGUACAUUUCUGGGCAAGAACUCGAAUAUUUCAGCGUGCAUUUAUGGUAUGGAUGGUUGUUUGGAUUAGCAUGAUUGUUUACAAUUCUGGUAUUGUUGAACAUCUUAUACACUUAAGCGAAACAUUAAAAUCAGAAUCAGAUAUUGAAGGAUACACAGUAGAAAGAUCUCAGUCCUUAAAUAACUAUAUUGAAUUAAAUAGUAUAAAACCAGUAUCAAUACCUUCAACAAUAAUUACUUCAGAUCAUUUAAAUAAACAGGAUGACCUAACAAAUAAUAUUACUGAUGAAUUAAAUAAAUUAAAACCAAUGGAAUUUCCACCUUGGAAUCGUUUAUCUCUUUAUCAUUGGUCUUCAAUUCUUUCAAUGUAUAAUAUCUCUGCCGCUGGAGGACGUAUAAUUAUAUUGCCUGCUGUAAAAUUAUCUCAUGCAAUCAGUACACAAUUAGUGAAACAAAUCAGUAAUCCAAAUGAUGUACAACAUUUUCAAUGGCAAAGUUUUGCAACUGCUGCUCUUGAUCCAUUAGAUUUUUUAGAUGUGGAAUUACCAACUAGAUCUGAAAGUCGAGGUUUUAAUGCGGAUACUCCUUUUAUUCCCUCUAGUCCAAUGGAAAUAUUCUUAGCAACAGUGUUGUGUCUCAUUAGUAUCAUUGUUGUUGCUUAUACAAUGGUUGUUCUUUAUAGAUGUGUUUGUUCAAGAAACUAUGCUGAAUGGCGAGCUAGUUGGUAUCAACCAGAGAAAGCUCCUGAUUCAACAACGCAAUUAGUUCUAGAAGCAUUGCCUAUAGUUCUUGAAGGUCAUAUUCAAGAAGUGGAAUGUAUUGCUACAGAUGGCAAUACUAUAGCCAGCACAUGUUUAGCUGGUCAUAUUAGAGUAUGGGAUGCAACGUCAGGCGAACAGUUAGUGCACGUAGACAGAAAACAGUUCUUUAGUAAUCCCUAUAAAAGUUUAAGUCAUAAAACGCCAGAUGUAGAUGAGUUAAUGUCAGAUUACGAAAGUGGUUCACCACCCUCAAGAGGGGAAAUGGAAAAUACUAAUUCAUUUGGAUUGUAUUCGGCAGCGUCGACUAUUCAUUAUAGAAAAUCUUCUCCUGGAUUAUAUAAUAUGCAUAAAGGGCAGAAUUAUAUUAGCAAAAGAAACUCAAUGGGAAACACACUAGACUAUGAUUAUCAAAUUAAUGAAUUUAACUUGGAAAGAAAGAAAAGCGCACGUAAAAAUUUAGAUAAUGUCUAUGAUCUUCCAGAUUUAAAAUCAGCAAUAAAUAUUAAAUUUUCAUCCAUGAAACAAUCUCCAGUACAACAAAAUUGUGAACAAGGAUUCGAUUUUGGUGAUCAAUAUAAACAUCUCUUUGAAGAACACAAUAAGUCUAUGGAUGAACUGCGAAAUUCAGAAAGUUUAGAACAUUUAUGUAAUGCUAAUGGAAAAUUAAAUUCAUCUGGCUUAGUAGAUAAUAUAUCUAUGUUGAAUACAGAUAAAAAUAUGCAAAUUGCACAUAUAGUAUCUCCUAUUUGGUGCAUGGACUAUCAAGAGAAUCUUAUAGUUGUAGGAUGUGCAAAUGGAAGUUUAGAAUUUUGGGAAGGUACUACGGGUAAAUUUAAGUGUUUAUUUGAUGAUGGAUCAGGACUUGGAAUAUCUGCUGUGAAAUUCAUAGGUAGUAGAGUAGUAGCAGCUAAAUUAAAUGGCUGUAUUGACUUCCUACAACUGGAAAGAUAUAGCGAAGGUCAACAAAUUCAUUGGGGCUUCACUUCCUAUAGAAGAACGCAUGUUAGAACAGGAAGUGCUGGUUCACCCAUGGAUAUAAAUAACAUUAUGCAAUCUGAAGAAGAUCUUCGUUGUAUGAAAAUUGGUUCUCAUAAAGCACAUCAGCAGGCAAUAACUGUACUCGAUAGUGAGGGUGGUCGGGUUUUAACUGGUAGUCAAGAUCAUACUCUAAAAGUAUAUAGAUUGGAGGAUCAAUUACCAUUAUAUACUCUCCAUGGUCAUUGUGGUCCUAUAUCUUGUUUAUUUAUCGAUAGAAUGAGCCCUAUGACUUCUGGUAGUGGAUCUCAAGAUGGUCUUUUAUGUGUCUGGGAUCUUCUAACUGGAACAUGUAUGUACAGUAUACAAGCUCAUGAUGGUGCUGUGGCAGCUAUGGCAUGUUCUGUAUCAUAUGUAAUAAGCAUUGGUACUGAUGAGAGAUUGUGUGUAUGGGAAAGAUUUCAGGGACAUUUGCUACAUACUCUUCCAGCACAUAGAUUUGCUUAUAGUUUGCAGUUAGUCAUGUUGACACAUCAUCUACUCAUAACCAGCAAUCAGGGAUCACUAGUAGUUUGGGACGUCCGAACUGGGGAGCCAGUGCGUGAAGUAAGAUUGGGUCAUAAAGAUAGUUGUAUUUUUGUAAAGCAAAUGUUAGUGUUAAGGGAUAGUGUAGUAUGUGAUUUUGGUCGACAAUUGCGAAUAGUCAGGUUCCCGUUGGUUUCCGAUAAAUUAGAUUAAGAUCUAUCUGUAUAUGCACCAUUGUAUAUAGCUAUUUCGUUUCGUAUUUAAUUUUAAUAUUUGAAAAAAAUCCUACCAUUUAUGGGGAUAUAGAUUUUUACAUGAUGUACAUUUUAUAUUUAAAAACUAUCAUACACGCACUUUUAAUAUGAAUUUUUUUAUAUUACUGACAUCAUAAUCUUAUAUAAUAAGUAUUCUACUCUAUCGUGACAGUUUAAGAGAUAUACACAAUAUAUUUAUCUCUUGUCACUAGUAUAUGUAGAUGAAGUAUUAUAGAAAAUUUUAAUCAAUUUUCGGAAUCAUUUAUGUAUACAUGUAUACAUUUAAAUCGGAAGUAGUAUAAAAUGCGAAGAAUGUAUAGUUAAAAGCAAUGAUACAAAAAUGAAAAAAAAGUUAAAGUAAAUCAUAUUUUUAAAUAAUUAAACUAGAAAAGCUUUUGAUAUCUCUGUUAAUUGUCAAAAAAAAAAAAUGGCUGUGCUAUAUUUCGAAGUAUCCGUUCUGUUUCACAGCGUGAUUUAGAAGCAUUUUCAAAUAGACGAUGAUUGUUAUCUUUUUUUCUAUUUAUGGUUUUUUAAAACAGAUUCGAUGUAUGAAGAAGUUGCAUUUGUUAAACUGGAAUUGUUAAGUUCCAUCACAGAUAUGAGCUAGAUAUCACUUCUGUGUUAGAAAAACAAAUACAUAAUAGAAAUGUUAAUUAAUUGUGAGAUCAUCACAUAAAUAAUAUGUAUAUUGAUUCAUCAAAGUAAAGAUUUUAAAUUUUUAUUAAUAUUAAACAAAGAAUUUAUAUCAAGUAUUAAGUAUUUAAUAUAUAGAGAGAUCUAUUUUUGUUUCUAUGCAAUUUUAUUACACGCACCACGGUCUAAGAGUGCCUUUAUUCCUUUUUAUAUUUAGUCCAACUAAAUAAAAAAAUAUUGUAGUAAAGGACUAUGGAAAUCACAAAUAAAAUAAUUAUGAAUAAAGCCUCUUUAUAACAUCAAGAAAAAUUUUCAAACUUACAAUUAUAUAAAAAUGUAAAUAUAUAUUAUUAAAUAUUAAUUCAUUUAAAACACUGAUAAAAUAAUAAUUUAAUUUUAUUAGCUAAAAGUUCCUUAUAACUAUUGAGUUGAACUUUUCAAAUGAAACUUUUAGGAAAAUUUAAUAUCCUAUGUAUCAAAAUAUAUAAUCCUGUUUAAUUUAUCUAUUUUUGUAAAGAGAAUUAAUUAUUCUCAAACGAACUAAAUGGGUCCUACUUUACACAUAAAUAUAUAAUGUAAUAUAAUGUAACUAUAAAAAAUUUGACAAAAGUUUAAACUAUCUUUCUACUUCAUGAUUAAUUAUAAUUAAAAAAAAAAAUAUAUGUACAUUUGUGACAUAUUUAGGAUGCACUUAUGUAUGAUACAAAAUGUGCAUAUCGAGCCAACGUCGUAUUUUUCUUUUGGAUGAAUAAUAAAUAUUCAUCUAAAAGAAAAUUGUGUACAAAAGCGUUCCAUUUGAAUAGUGUGAAGCUAUAUAAUAUAAAAUUAUUGUUGAAGAAAGUGUUUAAUGUUGCAGAAAGAGUUCUUAACAAUUAGCUGGUGUACAUUUAAAAAAAUUUCACAAAUUUGAUUAUAUAAUAUUAAGCUUGAAAAUAUCUUCUUAUAUGCUAAUGAUUAUGUUUCUAGCUUCUAUUUAUAUAGCGAUUAUUCUUAAUAAUAAAAAAUAUAAGAUUUUAAAAAAUAAAAAUAAUACUUGUCAUAGAUAAACAACUUUGAAAUUUUUGCAUAAAUAUGUAUAUCCAGUUGAUUGUCAUGAAAUUCUUUACUUGAUUUUGAAGUUUGGCAUGUGUGUUAUGAAAUGAAUGUUAAAAAUAGUAAUCUAUAUAUCUUUAGACUGAAUUGUAUAAUGAUUAAUAUUGACAUAUAAAAGUCUCUUUUAUUUUCUGAUAUAUUUAAGAUAAUUAGUUUAAUCAUUGAUCUAUAAAAUAGAAAUAUAUUUUUCUCAACCAAAGUUCUAAAUCAUAUCAGAUCAUGACAUGUUCAUAUUCGAUUUAUUAAUUGAAAGAUAUUGAAUAAAUAAGACAAAAUGAUUAAAAAAGAAAAAAAAUGCUUCUAACAGCGCAAAAGUUGGCUAAUAUUUAGAACUUUACGUAAUUUUUAUAUUUAUUUAAUUUAAUAUAUGCAGAUAUGUCUUACAAAAGAUAUAUUGUUCUUAAUAAAUUUUCACAUUUAUUAGA